This is a messenger RNA of Geosmithia morbida, 1587 nucleotides long. RefSeq names its product U3 small nucleolar RNA-associated protein 15. The transcript has a single exon. Gene Ontology annotation, molecular function: protein binding. The record is from RefSeq and is a predicted model, not a curated record. NCBI's taxonomy places the organism in Eukaryota, Fungi, Ascomycota, Sordariomycetes, Hypocreales, Bionectriaceae. The coding region runs from base 1 to 1587 and encodes 528 amino acids. Gene Ontology annotation, cellular component: nucleolus. Gene Ontology annotation, biological process: rRNA processing; positive regulation of transcription by RNA polymerase I.
AUGGCAGCUCAGGUGGGACCGUUGCAGCAGGUGAAGCUGGCGUCAGGCCCUUCACCCAUGACGGCGGAGCAGCGGUACUGGGGCACGUUCAAGAACCAGCUGCUGAUGCCGUCGCCGACAAACUACCCGGUGACGCACAUCUCGUACAAUAGCGACAGCUUUGCGGUGACGACCGGGACGCGGGUGCAGAUCUACUCGAACCGGACGCGAAAGCUGCUCAAGACCAUCACGCGGUUCGGCGACGUGGCGCACAGCGGCGACAUCCGGCGGGACGGGCGGAUCCUGGUGGCGGGCGACGACACAGGGCGGAUACAGGUGUUCGAUGUCGGGUCGCGCGCCAUCCUGAAGACGUGGGCGACGCACAAGCAGCCGGUGUGGACGACCAAGUUCUCGCCGACGGAGCCGACGACGCUGCUGAGCGCCAGCGACGACCGGACCGUCCGUCUCUGGGACCUGCCCAGCGGGGAGCCGACGACGACGCUGGUGGGCCACCAGGACUACGUGCGCUGCGCCGGCUUCAUGCCGGGCACCAUGUCCAGCAUGGUAAUCUCGGGCAGCUAUGACUCGACCGUCAAGCUGUGGGACCCGCGCGCGGGGAGCAACGCGGCCGUCAUGACCUUCAAGCACGCCGCACCCGUCGAGGACGUGCUGUCUCUGCCCUCGGGCACCACCGUCAUGGCCGCGGCCGGGAGCACGGUCAGCGUGCUGGACCUGGUGGCCGCCCGCCCGCUGCACAGCAUCACCAACCACCAGAAGACGGUGACGUCGCUGAGCCUCGCGUCCGGCGGCCGGCGGCUGGUCACGGGCGGCCUGGAGGGCCACGUCAAGGUGUUCGAGACGACGGGCUGGAACGUAGUGUCGAGCUCCAAGUACCAGUCCCCCGUGCUGUCGGUGGCCGUCAUGCCCGCCACCGACGCCGAAGGCGCCGACGACCGCCACCUGGCCGUGGGCAUGCAGUCGGGCGUCCUGAGCGUCAAGACGCGCCAGACGGGCGCCGAGGCCGUGCGCAGCCGCGAGCGCGAGCGCGAGAUGGCCGCCCUCGUCGCGGGCACCAUCGACGCCCACGACGCCAAGAAGGCCAAGCGCAAGAGACGCGUCGCCGCCGACCAGAAGCUCGAGCUGGUCGGCGAGGGCGCCGACGUCGUCAUCGCCAACGAGGGCCGCCCCUCCCGCAAGAAGGAGCGCGACUGGCAGAGGGACCUCCGCCACGGCCGCUACGCCGCCGCCCUCGACCGCGUCCUCGACCGCCACGCACCCGACUACUCGCCCCUCAACGUCCUGACCCUCCUACUCGCCCUGCGCCACCGCUCCGCCCUGGCCGACGCCCUCCAGUCCCGCGACGAGCUAUCAGUCCAGCCCAUCCUCAAGUGGGUCGGCGCCCACAUCUCGGACCCGCGCUAUGUGAGCGUCUGCGUCGAGGCCGGCCUCCACCUCCUGGACCUAUACGCCGAGUACUCGGCUGCCUCCGCCGAGCUGCACGACGCCUUCAGGACCCUCCAUCGCAGGGUCAAGGUCGAGGUCGAGACGGCCCAGGUUGCGUGCCAGACUGGCGGCAUGCUGGAGAGUCUGACCGUCGGCACCUUGUAG